UGGUGUUGAACAGAGAGUAAAAGGAAAACAUUGCGGAUCAGCUGAUCGCGGUACCGGUACUGCGCGGUGAUGGUGAUGAUGGUGAUGGUGAUGAGUGCGGGGUGUCGGUGCUGUGUGUCCCUGCUGUCGGUGCUGUUGGUGGUGGUGUGCGCGCGCGUGGGUCAGUGUGGGCGCGUGCACGGGGAACGGGUCGCGUUUGUGCGCGUGACAGUGCAGCAGGAACCCGGCAGCAGUGUGUUCCAGGGGCGCGUGCUGCAGGGACAACAACAACAACAACAACAAAGAGAGGAAGAGCACGAGCUGCGGGGGGACCUGCGACUGAUUAAAGACGAGAGUGAAGGCGUGAGGAGCGUCAAUCAGAGAGAUGAUGGUGAUGAAGGUCAAAGGUCAAAGCCGUGGAUAGGUGUGGUUCCUGUCCAAAUGGAGGAGGGCCGCGUCUCAAACGGCAACCAGGAGUCAUUCGCUUCUACCGUAGUCAACAAGAUGAAGAGGGCGUUGGUUUUGGGGGCAUCGGCUCUCAUCAUCCUCGUGUUAAACCAGAACACACUGAGAGAGAUGGACGUGUCUCAGGUUCUCUCUAAACCCAUCAUCAUCAUACAGAACUCGGAGAACGUCACUAAACUGUUUGGGGCUCUGCUCAGAGGUCUUCAUGCAACUGCAAGAAUCACGUACAAAACAUUUCUACAGAAUAACCUGGGUGCGACUCUCACCCUGUGGUCAAGUUGUGGCCGCUCCAGGUGGGGGCGCUAUGGGGAGUGGCAGGGCGUCGUCUGCACCGGAGAGACCAACUCACCUGUACAGAAAUACCUUCAGCAGUUGUGGAACACGGUGGUGUUAAUCGCUCUGAUCCUCUCCACUGGAGUGCUCCUUCACGCCCGCAGGCAGGACCACGACAACCAGCUCACCGAGCAGCUGCAGCUUCAUCCCAAACAGGAACUGCUGAAUAAACUUUCUGUGAUAAAGACCCGGAAAUACAGACAGAGAAAACACACCGAGCUGCCAGACACAGAGAACUGUGCUGUGUGUUUAGAGCAGUACACCACUAACCAAUGUUUGAGGGUUCUUCCAUGUCUACAUGAGUUCCACAGAGACUGUGUGGACCCGUGGCUUCUCCUGCAGCAGACAUGUCCUCUCUGUAAACGCUGUGUACUGGGGAACCUCUGCUGAAGUUCUGAACUUCCGGUUCACACUGGAGUCUCUAUCAGGUCAAACCAUCUCAAGAUGUCAAUAUCUAGGAACUGUACAUGCAGCAUCUCCAUGGAAAUGAACCCUGACCCUGAGAAUCUGAAAUACUUCCUGACUUUAGACUUUUUUUUAAAAUCGUAUGUGACUGUACAGUAUGUGUGGAGAAUGACAUUUUACACACACUUCACAGAGAGAAUUUCCAUGCUCCUGUUUUACUCCUAAUGAUGUCAUCAGUGUUUAGAGCUUUAACUCAUUCAUCUGUUUUGUUUUUAUUUAUAGUUAUAACUAUUUACAAUGUGACUCAAUAAAGCAUAAUUUUAAGCACAGUGCUAAA
This is a messenger RNA of Neoarius graeffei (lesser salmon catfish), 1519 nucleotides long. It is a transcript of the gene rnf215, whose product is annotated as ring finger protein 215. Lineage: Eukaryota; Metazoa; Chordata; Actinopteri; Siluriformes; Ariidae. Gene Ontology annotation, molecular function: ubiquitin protein ligase activity; frizzled binding. Gene Ontology annotation, biological process: negative regulation of canonical Wnt signaling pathway; ubiquitin-dependent protein catabolic process; Wnt receptor catabolic process. The coding region runs from base 70 to 1167 and encodes 365 amino acids. The transcript is spliced from 10 exons. The record is from RefSeq and is a predicted model, not a curated record.